AUGCAACAACGUGCUUCUGCAAGGAAAUAUUAUAUCUCUAGAUCCCAUGACUGCAAUAGAAGCACCACUCAUAUAAUUGCAGAUAGUUGGAUAUGGGAAGAAGACCCAGAGGAACUACCACCUCAUGGUCAUAUAACUUCACUUUCAGUCAUGAGAACAUAUAGAAGAUUAGGAAUUGCAGAAAAAUUAAUGACACAAGCUCAAAAAAAUAUGGUGGAGGUUUUUAAUGCACAGUAUGUUUCAUUACAUGUAAGAAAAAGUAAUCGAGCAGCUCUAAAUUUGUAUAAAGAUACAUUAAAAUUUGAGAUUCAUGAAAUAGAAAAGAAGUAUUAUGCAGAUGGAGAAGAUGCAUAUGCUAUGAGAAAAGAUUUGCAAACUAAUACUAGUAGUAAUAUUAUUUCAAGAACUCUUAAUCCCAUUCCAUGA
Entrophospora sp. SA101 is the source of this 426-nucleotide messenger RNA. Lineage: Eukaryota; Fungi; Glomeromycota; Glomeromycetes; Entrophosporales; Entrophosporaceae. The record is from the annotation of a GenBank genome assembly.